AUGUGGACGUCGAUUCUGUGUCUUCUUCUGGCUGGUGCAGUAUCUGCAGCACCACUUUCACCAUUUCUCAAUUAUCUCCCUCACUUUGGCAUCCCAGGGCAGGGGACUAAUGGUGUCUACCCUGGCAUGCCAGCUCAGCCACAUCCUGGUCUGAAUGCUCCAAUCAGCAUGGAAAUUAUUUUCCCUCAGAGAUUUCCAAAUAACCCAGCAGGGGGACCAUCUGGCACACCAACAUUCCCUACACAAGCUUUCAUCAAGUACUCUCUUCCAAAAGCCCCGGGGCAAAAAAGUGUGGAAAUUUUUUACCCCUAUGACUUCUCUCAGCACCAGGACCUUCCAAAUGUUCCUCAGUUCCCUCAACUUCCCAAUAUCUUCCCCUUUGAGUAUAUACCACAGACAGCUCCUCAACAGCCACCCAUGAUGACCCCCUACCAGGAUGCUCCUCCACAACCCCAAGAUACACAGCAGCAAACCCAGCAGGAGCAGCAGACCCAGACAGGACAGGUGUCUCAGGCUCAGCAGCCAUGA
Messenger RNA from Myxocyprinus asiaticus (Chinese sucker), 528 nucleotides. RefSeq lists its product as uncharacterized. The transcript has 10 exons. Bases 1 to 528 code for a protein of 175 amino acids. NCBI's taxonomy places the organism in Eukaryota, Metazoa, Chordata, Actinopteri, Cypriniformes, Catostomidae. The record is from RefSeq and is a predicted model, not a curated record.